Messenger RNA from Chelonoidis abingdonii (Abingdon island giant tortoise), 4776 nucleotides. NCBI's taxonomy places the organism in Eukaryota, Metazoa, Chordata, Testudines, Testudinidae. The record is from RefSeq and is a predicted model, not a curated record.
AGCCUAGAAAAACUAAUUCAAGCAUUCAGCUCUGUAGCAGCUACCUCUGGCUGAGCUGUGGCCACGAUGCAGCACCUAGAGGAAGAUGUGACUAUUUUUGGAGAAGCAGAUGAUAUCUUCUGUGAAGGAAUAUCUUCCAGGCUCCCGGAAAUCAUGUCAGUAGGAUCACAUUCAUUCUCCCCAGGUGGUCCCAAUGGGAUUAUCAGAAGUCAAUCCUUCGCUGGCUUCAGCGGUCUUCAAGAAAGACGAUCCAGGUGUAACUCCUUUGUUGAAAAUUCCUCUGCACUUAAGAAGCCCCAAGCAAAGGUGAAGAAAACACACAAUUUGGGGCAUAAGAACAGCACCACCUCCAAAGAGCCCCAGCCUCAAAGGAUGGAAGAGGUCUACAGGGCCUUAAAGAAUGGAUUGGAUGAGUAUCUGGAAGUUCACCAGACAGAGCUGGAUAAGUUAACUACUCAGUUAAAAGACAUGAAAAGAAACUCGCGGCUGGGCACUGGGAGAGUGUAUCAUUCAGUGGAACACUAUCGGGUGAAAAAAAUCUCUUUCCUCAUUUAUUUAUUUAUUUUGCAGCAAAUUAAAGCGAUAGAAAGAUAUAUGAGAAGGCUGGAGUUCCACAUUAGUAUGGUGGAUGAGCUGUAUGAAGCCUAUUGUAUCCAAAGACGUCUUUGUGACGGUGCCAGCAAAAUGAAGCAAGCAUUUGCAAUGUCACCUGCUAGCAAAGCGGCUCGAGAAAGUUUGUCUGAAAUCAACAGAAGUUACAAGGAAUAUACCGAGAACAUGUGUACCAUUGAAGGAGAGCUGGAAAACCUAUUGGGGGAGUUUUGCAUCAAGAUGAAAGGUCUGGCUGGUUUUGCUCGUCUUUGUCCUGGAGAUCAAUAUGAGAUUUUCAUGCGGUAUGGCCGCCAGCGAUGGAAAUUGAAAGGCAAAAUUGAAGUGAAUGGCAAGCAAAGCUGGGAUGGAGAAGAAAUGGUUUUCCUCCCUCUUAUUGUUGGGCUGAUCUCUAUUAAGGUCACAGAAGUUAAAGGACUUGCUACUCACACUCUAGUGGGAAGUGUUACUUGUGAGACAAAGGACUUGUUUGCAGCUCGGCCUCAGGUGGUUGCUGUUGACAUUAACGACCUCGGCACUAUAAAGCUGAACCUUGAAAUUACCUGGUACCCAUUUGAUGUUGAGGACUUGACCCCAUCCACAGGCAAUGUGAACAAGGCAUCUGCUCUUCAAAGAAGAAUGUCCACGUAUAGCCAAGGGACUCCAGAAACUCCUACCUUCAAGGAUCACUCAUUCUUUUCCAAUUCGCCAGAUGACAUCUUUGAAAAUGGGAUGGCAGGCACUGAGAAAAGACCAAUAUCUUUCAGCUUUGGCGAUAUACCCAAUGGAGAUUGUGCUCUCCCACCCCUCACUGUAGAUUCCACCUCUGCCCUUGACCCUUCUAGUCCUGAAAUUACUGUCACACCUCCAGAGCACAAAUCCUCAAAAAACCCAACAAUGGACAGUUCCAGCACAAACUCGUCCCUGGACUCUACACCUGAGUCAAAAGACUUGAAGUCACAGCCAGAGCAUACACCAGUACAUGAGAACAAGAAAAAUCCCAGGGUAGCUUCUGAAGUUCACCAAAAGCCUCCAGGCCCUGGGAGUGAUAACCUGUUUAUUGAUUCUAGCGUCCCAGUGUCACUUCUACAGGAGACAGAUGACGUGUCAGAGCUGAAACCGGUGGAACUGGACACCUAUGAAGGCAACAUCACCAAACAGCUGGUAAAAAGGCUCACCUCUGCAGAGGCUCCAAUGACACCUGAAAGGCUGCAGUGCGAAGGAUCAAUAAGUGGUGAAUCAGAAGGAUAUAAGUCUUAUUUAGAUGGAAGCAUAGAAGAUGCCUUUCAGGGGCUUCUCCUAGCCCUUGAGCCACACAAGGAGCAGUAUAAAGAAUUUCAGGACCUGGACAAGCAGGUGAUGCAUCUGGACGAUAUUCUCAAAUGCAAGCCAGCAGUAAACCGAAGCAGGUCCUCCAGUGUCAGUCUAACAGUUGAAAGUGCUUUAGAAAGCUUUGAUUUCCUGAACACCUCUGACUUUGAUGAUGAGGAUGGUGGAGGUGAUGAGGUUUGUAAUGGUGGAGGAGGUGCUGACUCAGUAUUUUCAGACACUGAGACUGAGAAGACUAGUUACAGGUCAGAUCACCCAGAAGCCAGAGGGCACCUCAGUGAAGCUUUGACUGAAGACACAGGAGUUGGGACCAGUGUAGCUGGAAGUCCUCUCCCACUGACCACAGGGAAUGAGAGUCUUGAUAUCACAAUAGUUAAGCAUUUACAGUACUGUACACAGCUCAUUCAGCAAAUUGUGUUCUCCAGUAAAACUCCAUUUGUUGUAAGAAACCUCCUGGAUAAACUGUCCAAGGAGAUCGUAGUAGUGGAGAAUCUUGCAGAGAUCAGCAGUGAGAACAUGGGGAACAUCAUCUCUGUAACUGAAGCAAUUCCAGAAUUUCAUAAAAAGUUAUCACUGCUGUCUUUCUGGACUAAGUGCACAGGUCCCACAGGAGUGUAUCAUACCUCUACAGACAAGAUGAUAAAGCAGCUGGAUGUCACUUUUGCCACAGCUGUGAAUGAAGAGUGCCCAGGACUUGCAGAAACAGUAUUCAGAAUCCUGCUGUCUCAGAUCCUCGACCAAACAGAACCAGUCCUCUCAUCCAGUCUGCCCUCUGAAAUCCUAACAGUUUUUCAGUAUUACAAUUAUUUUGCCAGCAACGGUGUUAGUGACCUUGGAAGCUAUUUGUUGCAACUUGCAAAAGAAGCCUCAGUGGUUCAGAAGCUGCAGACAUUAAAAGAUGAAAAACUGCUACAGAAUAUAGCUGAGCUAACCUCCAGCAGUCUUCCACCUCAGCAGGAAGUACUGAAGUCCUUGGCUUUACUUCUGACUGAAAAUAAAAAUGAAAUUGGCGAGGCUGUGACACUACUCUUGUCAGCUUCAGCAAAAAACAGGCAUUUCAGGGAGAAGGCUUUAAUUUACUACUGUGAAGUGCUAACACAGCCUAACCUCCACCUACAGAAAGCAGCUUGCAUGGCACUGAAAUGCCUUCAGGCUACUGAAAGUAUUAAAAUGCUAGUUACGCUCUGCCAAUCUGACAGUGAAGAAAUCAGAAAAGUAGCAUCUGAAACCCUUCUCUCUCUUGGUGAAGAUGGGCGACUGGCAUAUGAACAGCUGGAUAAAUUUCCUCGGGAAUUUGUUAAAGUUGGAAGCCGUCGGGGCACUGAAGUUGCCACAGCUUUUUAGACUCAAGAUAAUCUACCUAACAGCCAUUAUGACUGUUCACAUUAACUGGAACGGUGCUGUAAUUUAACAGUUUUAAAAACAAACCACCUUUUGAAGAAUGCUAAAGAAUGUCCUGAAAGUUAGCAACUUACAGACUUUAAGAAAAAAAGUGUGAAUUCCAGUUAUUGAGUUCCUAUUGGCUUUUCUUCCUAGCUUAUGGUGGAACAGUUGUAUGUUGAAGACCAUGCUUCUUCAAGUGCUUCAGAGUAAAUGAUGUAGUUGCAGUAAAUCAGUCUCAGCAAACUUCUAAAAGAUUUUAGAAUUCAGCAUCUUAAUAUUUUUACAUAAUUUUGCACUUGUUUUAUUGAAGUUGUUGCUGUGUUGCAUGCUUGAAAUGUGAUGCUGCAUCUAAAAAGGAAAAGUAGGGAGCAAACCAAGUGGAGCUACAAAGCAGCUUUCUCUCCACAUUGUGCUAAGUGUUGGAUACCUUGCAGCAUUAUAGCAGCAUGGACUGAAACUCAGCUACCCAGAUCUAUUUUACCGAUGAAAUAUAGAUCAAGUUUCUUCAAAUCAAGUUUUGUCUCCAGAAACAACAGGCUGUAAACCCCCGGAGAUGUUAUUUCACUGACUCAUUUUAAAUGCCUCUGCGCUGGUCUUUUAUUUUCUCCCUCUCACCCUCCAGUAAUGAACCAUGAUUAAUCCAGGGAUUUGCUUGUGCUAUCAAGCAAUUACGUAGGUUUUAUAGAAAUAAAUGGAAGGUUACAUGUGCUCAUUGUUCAAAAGAAAAAGUGAAUAUAAUACAAUUGCAUGAAUCCCUGAAGCUGUUUUUGUUUCCUAGGUUACAAGGAGGAGUGGGUUACGUGCACUCUGGCUAGUGCAUAGCAGCUUGCUAUACAGUAAUUUCAGUAUGAAGAAUUAAAGCAAACUAAAGAGAACCUUAGAGCUGUUAAAGACAGAGUGCAAAUAAAAGCAUUUCCUCCCCCUCCAACUGCAAGUAUGAAAGACUGAGUGCUUCAAACUAUUGAUUAUAGCCCUUAAAUUACACUCACUUCUUCUGUUAACAGAAGAGCAUUGUUGUACUGCAGUAGAUCUGACAUGAAAUACUAUUUAGAUGUUAAUUAAAAGAUCCAGCUUCUGAUAGACUAUACAGAAAAUGAUCACUAAUAGUUCACAUCAAAAAGAAGCCUUGUGCGCCAAAUACAUUGGCAGACAGUUCUUCUGACUGUGAAUGUUACCAACAAUGUACAUACAGCUGUAUAUUUAUAAAUAUAUAUAUAUAUAUAUUCUUCCUUUAAUUAAAAGUGCAUUUGUACAGUCUAAAAUAUUUACUUGUUUACUGAAGGAAAUAGGCUCUUUUUACAGAAGGUUAAAUGACCAUGUCACAGGUUUUAUAUCGCAGCUACUGCAUGAGCUGAUUCUCCCAUCAUGUUCUUUUGUUCUGACAGCUGCUUAUUUUUUGCCUUCUAGUUUUGUGGCAUUUGUACUCAUAUUUCCUAUCACAUUUAAGUUAUAAUAAAGAAUAUUUUUAAUCACUAA